Alternaria viburni is the source of this 423-nucleotide messenger RNA. RefSeq lists its product as uncharacterized. The coding region runs from base 1 to 423 and encodes 140 amino acids. The transcript is spliced from 2 exons. The record is from RefSeq and is a predicted model, not a curated record. Lineage: Eukaryota; Fungi; Ascomycota; Dothideomycetes; Pleosporales; Pleosporaceae.
AUGGCCCUGUCUUUUCUAUCGCAGUCGAGAGAUCCCCUCCUACUGGACGAGCGUGAGUUUGAAGUUUCGCCGAACCUGGAAUCCAUUCUUCGACAUCUCCGUCUCAAAGACCGGCAGCGGUCGAUCUGGGUUGAUGCAAUCUGUAUCAACCAGAACGACCAAGCUGAAAAGAUGCGUCAAAUCCCUCUUAUGUAUCGCGUCUAUGCACAAGCCACCGCCGUAGUUGUUUGGUUAGGCGAUCAAACGCCCGAAAGCGACCUGGCCAUGCAAUACAUCGACAAGGUCUGUGCGCCGGUCGAGACUGGCAAAGAAGAGAUGAUAUCGGACGAGGUGGCCAGCCGCGAUUGGCCACUAGAACAUUUCUCGACUGCUCCGAUGAAUCUGGAGGAACUCCGGGAGUUGACAGCUUUCACAAGUUACUGA